Molecule: messenger RNA, 1337 nt
Organism: Colius striatus (speckled mousebird)
Lineage: Eukaryota; Metazoa; Chordata; Aves; Coliiformes; Coliidae
Gene: PLPP5
Product: phospholipid phosphatase 5
Exons: 7
Coding region: 8-811 (267 amino acids)
Biological process (GO): phospholipid metabolic process
Molecular function (GO): phosphatidate phosphatase activity
Source: RefSeq, a predicted model, not a curated record
GGCGGCCAUGAGGCGGGCGGGCGGCGGGGCCGAGCUGGCGGCCGAGGCGGCGGUGAGGGCCGUGCUGGCGGCCGCCUUCGCGAUCAUGGAAUUUCUGCCCCCGUUCCAGCGCGUGGUGCAGCCUGAGGAGAUGUGGCUGUACAGGAAUCCCUACGUGGAGGUGGAUCACGUCCCCACAGUUCCCAUGUUUUUCAUCACGUUCCUCUCUCCCUUGUUGCUCAUUGUCCUGGCGAGGUUGUUCAUGAACGCUGACCGAGAGGACACACGGGAAGCCUGCCUAGCUGCCAGCCUUGCUCUCGCCCUGAAUGGAGUUUUCACAAACACUCUGAAGCUCGUUGUGGGGAGGCCACGGCCAGACUUCUUCUACCGGUGCUUCCCAGACGGCCGAGCGAACGCGGAGCUGGUGUGCACAGGGGACCCUGCCACGGUGGCCGAGGGACGCAAGAGCUUCCCCAGCGGUCACGCCUCCUUUGCCUUUGCUGGUCUGUCCUUCUGUGCCCUGUACGGGGCCGGGAAGCUGCGCAGCUUCGUGCCCGCCCGCGGGGGCCGAGCCCUGCGCCUCUCUGCCUUCCUCCUCCCGCUCUUCCUCGCCACCCUCAUCGCCGUGUCCCGCACCUGCGACUACAAGCACCACUGGCAAGAUGUGUUGGUUGGCUCAGGCAUCGGCUUCGUGCUGGCAUACCUGUGCUACAGGCAGUAUUACCCUCCUCUCACGGACUCCAUGUGCCACAAACCCUUUCUGUGCAAAUCCAGACAGCUGCCAGCACACCAAGAAAAGCCUGCAGCUUCCAGCUUCCAGCUAGAUAUAUAGCCACUGGCUCUGUCCUGCCAGCACCUCUCCCCUGCUCCUUCAGUGCACAGGCCAGGGAAGGCUUUGGGGAGGCUGGUCACGGUAUGCAAGAAGUGGCUUAGAAGAAGCUGAGCCUGAAAUCCAAGCAGGCAUCAUCUGCAGUGCUGGUGAGUUGUCCUGCUCUGGGAACUCUGCUGCUUCCUUCCCUGGAUUGUGUAGGUGUCCCUUUGGGAGCACAGCUCAAGGAGCUGAAGCAAGAACUGGAAAGAUGAGAGACUGGUGUGCCCAGUCUGGGAGCCCCAUCCAGCCUCUGCCUUCACACAGGGGUGUGGGUGGGAGUGGGGAGCUGGAGCUGGAGCUGCUGCUGAGCUCACAUCCAUCCUCUGGGUUGCAGCCAAGUUAAUGUGGAGUAGUGAGCGUGAGGAUGGAGCCUUUACCUGUGAGGGGAGGGAAGGUGCCACCAGCACGGCCCUGGUUGGUGUCAGUGUACAAGCCCUGAGGGUUUUUUCUAAGUUGCCAAAUAAAGAAGUUGAUUUUCUCUGGUGAA